AUGGGCGGCUACCCCUCGCACGACGCGCCGAACUUUCUGUUCGCCACAGCGGCGCAGCACCCAAACAACGGCGGCACCACGGAAAUCUGCCUCAUUCCCCUCCUGCGCCGCCACUUCAAUGACACCAACAAGAAGCUGAAGGACGCGGUGGCGCAGGUGUAUUUCCUUGGUCCGCCGAACACCACCACGACGGCCAUCGCAGCCAUGCACCAAGGAAUUAAUUCCGCUGCCGCCACCCAGUCGGAGACGAUGAUGGGGAGCGCCGCAGCUGGAGCGCAGCAGCAGCAGCAGCAGAGCAUGAGCAGCGCAGCAGGUGGGGCGGUGCCGCUGAUUGUCCCUGUGGGCACCGCGCCCGCCGAGCCGACGGUGGAGCAGAAGCGCAAGGCGGUGCAGGCCUACAAAUCGAUGGAGAACCUGCUGAACGAGAUUGAGUGCUCUUUCUUCGCCUCCACCCGAAUCAUGUACGAAUCGGCCAAGUACGCGAGUGAGAAGGUGAAGCUGAAGGAGGCGGCGCGGGCGGCGGCGGAGGCGGCGGCCACAGCCGCCGCAGGGCAGACGUCAGACACGACGGGCGACGAGGACAGCGGUGAAAAGGCGGUGCGUAGGCCGAUGGAGGCCCCUAUGCCGGCCGGGGAGGAGGAAAGCAACGCCGCGAAGAUGGCGAACAGCGCGAGUUUCACGCAGGCGCAGAUGAUGAACUCCUCCGCGCCUGUCCUGCGGCCAGUGCCGUGUGCGGUGUGCAUCAUUGAACCGGACACAUCUGGCCGCAAAGGAGCUUCGGGCCACGGCGCCGACCGCGGCAACCUGGCCGCUGCAAUGUUGGGCGUCGCGGCGGCUCAGGCGGGUGCCGGUGGGGCGGCGACACAAGCGGCAGCGGCGGAGUGGGUGACGAUCCAAGGACGCCGCCUGCGCUGCAUCGGUUACCUCUCGUGCUUUUCCAAGCAGCCGGCACCGGUGGAGGAGCCGAAAGGGACGGCGGGUGACAAAGGACCGGAGGUGGGCAGCGGUCCGAAGUCCCCGCUGCUGAUGGACAGCAAGGCAAACCUCGCCGUCCCCCGCAUCUGCGAUUGCGACGCUUCCGGGUUGGACGUGUACAUGGAGCUGAUCCUAGCGAAUGAAUCCAAGUACAUGCACCUGCUGGAACCCGUUGUGUUCCUCGCCAGCAUCAUGUUCCGCUCGCAGUACUUAACCAGCAGCAUGCUGCAGCGUGCCGUGCACUCGACAGAGGUGGAGAACGCCUUCUACGCACAUCUGCAGAUGCUGAACAUCCACGUCCGUCUGACGAAGGACCGCGUCCACCACCUGAAGGUGCUGCAGGACCAGCUGCCGCUAAUGGAGUUCGUGGAUGAGAUGGGCCUGAAUGGGAAGCACGCCUCCCUCCACAGCGAGGGUGGGGGGGAGGAGGCGGCCGCAUCCGACGGUGCCGCUGCGGGGGCGGAGGCCUCGGCGAAAGUCGAAGAGGACAAGCCCGGCGACAGCCCCGCUGAGGAGAACACCGCAGAAGCGACGGCGACGGUGGAUGCGACCGACGCCGCUGCGGACGGCGAGGACGCCGACAAGAGCGCCUCCCAACUCGCCAACUCGGCGGGCAACGACUUGGAGCCCGGCAACGACUUGGAGCCCGACAACGACUCGGAGGAGGAUGAGGAAAAGAAGAAGACGCUUCCGGAGGCGGAGACGGCGGCGGCGGCGGAGGGCCCAGGGGGUGAGGCGCCCACCAAGAAGACGGCGGAGGACACCGAGGGGGAGAAGAAAGAUGAGCACGGCGAGGCGGCGGCGGCGGCGGCCGACGAAGACGAGGAUGACGGCAAGGACGGCGAGAAGGACAACACUCGGCAGAGCGCCCUGUCCGCCUCCGGGACAAGCCGUCGCACGCGUCGCAGCCGUCGCCGUCAGCGCAAGCCGAAAGUCGCGCAGCCGCAGGACGAGAUCUACCGCAAAACGCGCUGCUUCCUACCCAAGAUCACCUUCUUCACGGACAGCAAGGGUGAGGAAGGACUGGAGGCCGUCUUCGAUGGGGCGCUGCUCGCGCGGCUGAUGAAGCUGAUUGCCGAGACGGCCGCCUUCGAAACCGUCAAGAACUCCUUUAUCCGCUGUGACCUGGGUCCGCUGAUGAAGGAGCGCCGGCACCUGCUGCAGAGCCACCGCGAGGCGAUGCAGGAGGAAGGCGGCGCGGAGCGGCAGGACGAGCGGCUGAUGGGCAGUGUCGAGAACGCGGAGACGAUGCGCCGUUGGAUCAAGGAGGGCCUGCUCGCGGAGGAGGAACAGCGCAAGAAGGAGGAGGCCGCCGCACUGGCCGCACUGGCUGCCCAAGCCGCCGCCGCCGCAGCAGCAGCAGCAGCCCCCCCACUCGUCCAACAACAGCAGCAGCAGCAGCAGCCAUCGCCGGUGCAGUCGCAGCCUCCGCAGGGGAUGCAGAAGCCACACCUACUGCCCAACGGCACCCUUCUCCCACGCAACGCGGCCCUCGCGGCUGGCAAUCCGAUGCUGGCGGCGGCGAUGGGGCCGAACCCAGCGAUUCUCAACAUGGGCAUGGUGCCGACGAACCAGCAGCACGCGUCGGCCACCGGCGGCAGCGCCUCUGCGGCGGCGGGGGCACCGAUGAUGGUGUACGUUCCCGGGGUAGGGUGCAUGACGAUGCCGAGCGGGUCCAUGAUGAUCCCGCAAGCCGGCAUGAUGCAGCAGGGAGGCGCCGCGAAUGCAGCGGCGGCGGCCCCUCCGCCGACCGCCGCUCCGGCGCAGCCUGUCCAAUCGGCCUACAUCAUCAACCCCUCGACGGGCUUGCCGAUGAUGCUGGCGCCACAGGCUGCGUCGUCCACCAACGCGUCCACCACCGGUACGCCACCGCAGCCGCAGUUGAUGGCCCUUCCGAACAUGAUGCAGUUGUACAACCAGCAGCAGCAACAAGCCCAACAACAGCAGCAAGCCCAGCAGCAGGCGAUGAUGAGCGCGGCGCCGCAGUACUACGCCCAGCACGCCACCGUCGCGCCCCAGCAGCAACAGCAGCAGCAGCAGUACCAGUACAUGGUGGGGCCCAAUGGACAGCUGCUGAUGGUGCCCAUGAUGUCGGCGCCCGCAGCGCAGCCUCAGCAGCAAUACGUAAUGGCCGCCGCCCCGUCGGCUCAAGGAGGACACGUGCAGCAGCCCGUUUACAUGAAUCCGUAUAUGAUGUCCAACAUGAUGAACGUGUCCGCUCAGCACCAACAGCAGCAACAGCAGGCUCAGCUUCAGCAGCUGUACAUCCAGCAAUUGCAGGCACAGCAGCUUGCCCGGCAGCAACAGGGCCAGCAGCAGCAACAGCAGCAACAGGCCGCGGCUGCGACUGGGCAUCCCUUCAUGAUGGGCGCGUUUCCCGGCGUGCAGCCUGGACAACAGCACCCGAGCGUCGUCGUGGGUGCGAACCAGCUCAACAUGGCCGCCCACGCCCUUCGCACCCCGUCCGGCACGCCGCCCCAGCAAGGCAGUCCCGCAGCAGCGGCAGCAGCAGCCAAUCCGCAGAUUCCGCCGCACUUGGCCGCGAACUACGCCAGCAUGUACAACAUGGCAGCCGCGGCCCAACUCCAGCAGCAGCAGUCGAGCAGCGCAGGAGCGGCGUCUGCUUCGAAAGCAGGCUCGGCCCGGUCCACGGGCGCCUCCACCGCUGUCGCACCGGGGGGAGGGGACCCGCAUGGUGCGUCGGGCCACGUCGGCGCCACUGUGCCGUUUCGCUACGCCACAAUUAACGACGACGACGACGAUGACGCAGCGGUGGCGCUCGCAGCGGCCACGGCGGCGAUGGCGGCCAUCCGCGGACACGGCGGCGUCGACCGCCACGGUGACGACGACGAGGACGAAGAUGACGAGGACGACACCUCGCAGUUCUUCUCGAAUGGGCAGUUCUUCUUCCGCACCCAGUGA
Leptomonas pyrrhocoris is the source of this 3897-nucleotide messenger RNA. RefSeq lists its product as hypothetical. NCBI's taxonomy places the organism in Eukaryota, Euglenozoa, Kinetoplastea, Trypanosomatida, Trypanosomatidae. The record is from RefSeq and is a predicted model, not a curated record. The coding region runs from base 1 to 3897 and encodes 1298 amino acids. The transcript has a single exon.